CUAGGAAAACAUUUGUUAUUCAAAGGAGAGACGCACAGAGCGGUCGAUAAGAUUGACAGUAACCUUCAGACCAAACUCACAAGGAAGCAGCUUCAGUAGGGGAAUUAUCGCAACUUCAACCUGCCACGAAUCGAAGCACUGACUAGAGAAAAUGGCUUCCCGGUCAGAGAAGGAUCUCUCCUGUCCUGUCUGCCAUGACAUCUUUAAAGAUCCUGUUGUCCUGUCAUGUAGCCACAGCUUCUGCAAAGACUGUCUGCAGAGAUGGUGGACAGCAAAAAAAACAAGGGAAUGUCCAAUUUGUAAGAGAAGAUCAUCGAAGAGUCAACCACCCGUCAGUUUGGUUAUAAAGAACCUGUGUGAGUCUUUCUUGCUGGACAGAGAUCAGAGAUCUUCAGAGGCGCUCUGCAGUCUGCACGCCGAGAAACUCAAACUCUUCUGUCUGGACCAUCGGCAGCGAGUGUGUGUCGUCUGUCGGGUUUCAAAAACACACAACAACCACAGAUUCGUACUCAUCGACGAAGCUGCACAGGAUCACCGAGAGGAGCUCCACGAGUCCCUGAAGCCCUUACAGGAGAAACUGAAGCUCUGUCAACAAGUUAAAGGAAACUGGGAUCAAACAGCAGAACACAUGAAGGUCCAGGCCCGACGCACAGAGAGGCAGAUUAAGGAGCAGUUUAAGAAGCUUCGCCAGUUUCUAGAAGAGGAAGAGGAGGCCAGGAUCUCUGCUCUGAGGGAGGAAGAGGAGCAGAAGAGUCAGAUGAUGAAGGAGAAGAUGGAGGCUCUGAGCAGAGAGAUAGCAGCUCUUUCAGACACAGUCAGAGCCACAGAGGAGCAGCUGAGAGCUGAAGACGUCUCAUUCCUGAUCAACUACAGGGCUGCUGUGGAAAGAGUCCUGCAGCGCCCUCUGCUGGAUGAUCCACAGCUGCUCUCAGGAGCUCUGAUAGACGAGGCCAAACACCUGGGCAACCUGAGCUUCAACAUCUGGAACAAGAUGAAGGACAUGGUCUCCUACACUCCUCUGAUUCUGGAUCCAAACACUGCUUAUCCAGAACUCAUCCUGUCUGAAGAUCUGACCAGUGUGAGAUGUGGAGAGAGACAGAAGCUUCCUGAUAACCCAGAGAGGUUUGACUGCUAUCGCAUCGUCCUGGGCUCUGAGGGCUUCAACUCCGGGACUCACCGCUGGGACGUUGAGGUUGGACACACUACCAGCUGGGUCGUGGGUGUGGCAGCAGAGUCCGUCCAAAGAAAGGGAGACAUAGGCUUACGGUCUGGAUUAUGGGGAAUGGGGCUCUGUCAUAGUAAAUACACAGCGUGUUCACCACCAGGUCCAGUCACUGUUCUCCCUGUGAAGAAGAAGCUCCGCAGGAUCAGAGUGACUCUGGACUGGUACAGAUGCAGUCUGUCGUUCUCUGAUCCUGACACUGACACACACAUUCACACCUUCACACACACUUUCACUGAGAGGCUGUUUCCGUACUUUAGUAAUCUGAAUCCAUUGCCACUGAAGAUAUCGCCAGUUAACGUCUCUGUAACACUGAACUGAGUUAAUCAAGAAAAAGAUGAUGAUGGCGAUGACGACAACGACGACAACGAUGAUGACAGACCCAACUGAAAUCUAUAUAUUGUUAUUUGUUUAAUAUCUGCGGAAGAUCCGCGGAAAAUCUGCAGAAGAUCUGUUGAAAAUCUGCAGAAAAUCUGCAGAAAAUCUGUUGAAAAUUUGCAGAAAAUCUGCAGAAAAUCUGUUGAAAAUUUGCAGAAAAUCUGUUGAAGAUCUGCAGAAAAUCUGCAGAAAAUCUGUUGAAGAUCUGCAGAAAAUCUGCAGAAAAUCUGCUGCUGCUGCUGAUGACAGACCCAAAUGAAAUCUGAAUUUUUCAUUUGUUUAAUAUCUGCAGAAGAUCUGCAGAAGAUCGGUGGUAUUCUGCGUCCGCAGAUUGCGUGUGGCCCUGAUGAGAACAAAGUCACAGAGUUUAGUCGUUGGUGUCAGAAUGAAACCUAAUUCAUCAGCAAUAUAGUUCAUAUAAAGGCAGUCAAUUAAUCAGACAGGAGCCAUUUUAUUUUAAAAAUCAUAUUUUUUUAAUUUGAAAACGUUUUUAUGGCGACCCAAAGUGCUCAAUGUGAAUUCAAUGAAUACAAAAUUAUAAAAUAAAAAUUAUGUAUGAAUAAAUGCUGACCAAAUAUGUCUAAUAUGUCCAAUGAACUUGUGAAACAAUUCAAUAAAUUAGUAUUUUUUUUUUAAAACAUGUUAUGUUAUCCUGCUUUUUUCCACACUGAGAGUUCACUAAAUGUCAUUUUCAUUUUGUGCAAAUGUUUUAUUUC
This is a messenger RNA of Perca fluviatilis (European perch), 2316 nucleotides long. RefSeq names its product nuclear factor 7, ovary-like. The transcript is spliced from 2 exons. The coding region runs from base 152 to 1543 and encodes 463 amino acids. NCBI's taxonomy places the organism in Eukaryota, Metazoa, Chordata, Actinopteri, Perciformes, Percidae. Gene Ontology annotation, molecular function: zinc ion binding; protein binding. The record is from RefSeq and is a predicted model, not a curated record.